Rhagoletis zephyria (snowberry fruit fly) is the source of this 6720-nucleotide messenger RNA. RefSeq names its product midasin-like. NCBI's taxonomy places the organism in Eukaryota, Metazoa, Arthropoda, Insecta, Diptera, Tephritidae. Gene Ontology annotation, cellular component: preribosome, large subunit precursor; nucleus. The record is from RefSeq and is a predicted model, not a curated record. Gene Ontology annotation, biological process: ribosomal large subunit export from nucleus; ribosomal large subunit assembly.
CUCAAAUUCUAAAUACUAGCGCAGAAUUGGUGAACAAACUCAACCUGUGGAUAACGAAUUCACAGCGUUUCCUCAAUCACACACUGAAAGCGUACAUGGAUCACUACCAAGAUUUCGUACAGCCGUUGCAGUACUCCAUCGACAAGUUGCGCUACGGCUUUGAUGGCCUGAAGUUAGUGCUCACACAAGCGGGUGCCAAUAUUUUACAGCUGGGCAGCUUAAAGGUAUACACCAAUUUGAACUCGCAUGAUAAACUUUCGCUUGCCUUAGCCAAUAUAGCACAGUUUCCGGCUAUGCAGCACUUAAUGGAAACCGAUGUGAAGUUAUCCGCGCGCGACGUGCUCCAGCAACGUUCGUUUAUGAACACCGUAAUGAAGCAACUGCCACACAGCGAUCACAGCUACUUCCGGUUGCUCAAGGCAAAGCUCAUCGAAUUGCGCAACACCAUUACCAUUUCAAAGUACAUAAAUGAGCAGAUCUUCGGUGAGCUGGACUACGUUUUCAAUGUAUCGAACCACAUCUGGCAGGCUGAGGAAGAGCGCCGCCGCGCCAUGAAGGCUGAGGAGGAAAAUCUCUACGUGAAUAAGACCAGAUGCGCUGAGGAAGACGAGGAACUCUUGGAGCUGCAAGAAAUCGAGUCGCACUUCCCGACCAAUGUGGAAGAAGACUUUGGCGAAUUCCUGAUCGAAGCAACAUUGGAAAAGGUGGUGAAACUGGAUAAGAAGUCGAAUUUGAAGUCACAAUCGACGCAAGUGAUACGCGAUGAGGACUACACAUUUCUUGCCACGCAUUUCAUUGAGUUAAUGGAGCAGUAUACGCGUGUAUACUACCACAAGCCCGCGACUGCUGCUAGACACCAUCUGGAGUUCAUCGAACCAUUUGAAGCGCGCAUGCAGGCAUUUGUGCCGCUAUAUGCGCACUACAAGCGCGGCUUAAAUGAUUGGCUCACUGAAGCGGCGUACAAUAGCUGCACUUUUGCGCUGGCAUUGCAACAGCAACAGCUUACUAACUCUAAUUCUUCGCUGCUUGGAAGAAGUGCGCACGCUUACAAUUACUACAAAGACUCCAACAUACCAGAAAUAAUGGGCUGCCUUGACUUGUUGAAAGACAUUGAAACGCAUGCCGAUGCGCAGCUGGCGUUGUACCCCGAGCAUGCCAGCUUGAUAGACAUCAAACGUGUGAUCGAUAGGAUACGCACAUUGCCAGCUACAGCGCCGGUGGUGCGCUUCAAUACCGGCUUUCAGCUGCUGCGACAAAAGCUCGCCCAAUGGAACGAGGUGGCACACAAGGGCAAUCACAUGCGCCAGCAGGAAGUCGCUGUGGCUGAGUACGUGCAGCGUUGGAUGAAGCUCGAGCUGCAAUGUUGGCGCAAUUGCUUGAAUCAAACACAGCGGAAGAUCGAAGCGAACGCACACAAAUACUGGUUUUUCAUCUACCAACUGCUGCAGGAGUAUUUGCGCGAGCGUGCGCUGGAUAGCUCUUACACUGAUAUAAGAACCACAGAAAAGCGUUUUGGCGACGGUGAAUUGCUCGAUGAGGCUGAAGUCGAGAAGAAGACAACUGCCAGCGCUGAUGACAUUGUGCGCAUACUACGACAAUUCGUAGAAGCAGCUAACUAUGGCGAUUUUCAUGUGCGCUUACAAUUUUUGCAAGCAUUCGAACUUUAUCUACACAAUGUUGAACACUUAGCAUUGCAGAGCACUUCCGUCGACGAUGCGCGCAUGCUAAUUGCCGGUUUGCGCAAUUUACAAAUUUACUUCGCGCAAUUUGCGCAAGAAAUCGGAGAGAGCGCGGCAAGCAUGCGCGCGCCCAUCGAGAAGAAAUUGAAGGAACUGGUGAAGAUAGAAAGCUACAAUAAGGAUCUGUCCUACUUCAGCAUGCGCAAUAAUGUGGCGCGCGUGCAUCGCAAUCUGAAUACAUUUUUAAAAGAAUACCAGCAGCAAUUGCAGCAGAAGAUUACGCCAGUGUUCCAGCCCAAAGAUGCCACCGUUAAGGAUUACAAUUUCGAAAAUGAUAAAGGGCGUGAACUGCGCUAUGACACGCGCAUCAAGUAUUACCUGGUGGAAGUUAAAAAUUUUGUGGCGCCACAAAAACUGGCCGAGAAAUUCAUUUUAGGCGAAGAAGCUGCUGUGGGUGUACCACCACUCGAAGGGAGCGAACAAAGCCUACUCAAUAAGGUUGGUCGGCUCUUCAAAACCACGCGUAACGUAGUAAAGGAAACAGUUGGCAAUGCCAGCUUUUCCAACCUAAUCAUUGCUUUGGACAGCGUGCUUUGCGAACAGCUGGAGCGUUGCGAUGAGCUGCGCGCGCUCAGCGUGGACCGCAGCAAGGAGCGACCAAAGCAAGUUUUGGAAGCUAAGCAAAUUUUACAGCAAAAACGCAAAGGACUGACCGAUCUAUUCAAAACGCUUACACAACUUGGAUUGAGCUACAAGGCUGGACUGAUGGAGUUGUCAUUGCGUACCGAUUUCGACGAGUUUACGCUGCCGCCGUUCUGCAUUAAGACCAUGCUUGGCGCGCGCAACGAUAAGCGCCUGCACACAAACGUGCAGCACCUGAACGAAAACGUGGAUCGAUACUACGCGAAAUGCCAAUUCAAAUUAAGAUUGUUGCAGAAUAUUAUGUUGGCGCCGCUGUCCGAGUUGGGUCCGCCCAAUAUAGAGCGAAUAAAGGGCUUUGCAGUGGACAUGUUCCUUCUGGUGCAGAACCAGAGGCGUCUGCUCGCGCAUACUAGCAAGCAAAUUUACGAUUUGGACAUACUAAUGCAGGAUAUUAAAGAGAUCUUUGAUGUGUGCUCUGUCUCGGUGAAGACCGUGGAAGGCUUGGCAUUCAGAGAAGCGCGCGACUCGUAUCUGGCCUUGCGUGAGUCCAUCUCUCGCAUGCGUUAUGUGAUGGAGCAAUUUAGCCUACUGCUGACGUGCGCGCCAUCUGGCGAUAGCGAAGCAAAUACUGUGCUGACGCAUAGUGAAAACCGCCUAUUGCAAAACUCUGCCUACUUCAAUGCAAUCAACGACAACUGUGAUGAUGUCAUCAAAACAGCAAAGGCCACCCUCGCUAAUAUGCUGAGCCACGACAAGGAAUUCUUGGCUGUCACUAAGGUGGCAGAGUACAGAGCAACACACGAUAAACUGCGUCAGACGCUGGAGCAAAUUGUCAGCAGUUUGAGAAGUGGCGCGGGCGACCCGCUGCCAAUUGCCAAACCCAUUGUAGAAUUGCUUGAUUUCGUUGAGUCGUGCAGCAAAUGUGUAUCAUCGCCAAAUGAAUUAACGCCCUCAAUCGAAUUGGAUAAUUUAGAUGCCGUCCUCGAAAGUAUUUUGCACGCUGUGCUAAUGGCUUUGCAGAAGCUUUACAAAAAGUACACAGAGGCGACCACUACGCCCACAGAGGAAUCGCUCUCGCCAAGCAAGGCGCGAAAUGAGCUCGAGUUGCAGGAGAAGCAUUUGAAGGAGCAGGUGCACGCGGCGCUGGAGUCCGAUUGGCAAACGCUGAAUAUUGUUAGUAUUGUCGAGCAGCUGUCUAACGUGCUGCUCGCUCUCAAGCACGCCACACCAUCCCAGUCGAAAUUGGGUUGCGCGCGCAAACUCACCACGCUCAUACCAAUAUUGGAGCAAUACUAUUUGUUGGCAGAAUACUAUCUCUUCCAGCAGCUGGGCGCGCACAAAGUAUCGGCGAAAAUGCUCUCGGUCAUGUUAACGGUGUUUGUGGAGAUCGGCAGCAAAGGAUUUUGUGUGCCACCCGACCUAAUGCAAGAUGAAGAGGGUCAAGCGAAAGAGCAGAAAGAAGGUGAAGGUUUCGGUCUGGAAGACGGCACAGGUGAAAAUGAUGCCUCAGACAGAAUUGAGUCUGAGGACCAGCUGGACGAUGCGAAACGGCCUGAAGAUCGAAAAGCGGAGGAGGGCAAACAGCCAGAAGAUUGCAAGCAGGACAAAGGCAUUGAAAUGAGUGAGGACUUUGAUGCAAAUAUGCAGGAUAUAGAAAAGCCAGAAGAGGAUGAUAGUGGUGAGUCGGAAGAUGAUGACGAAUUGGACAAGCAAAUGGGUGAGACGGGGGAGGAGGCAGAUAAGUUGGACGACCAGAUAUGGGGCGACGACGAAGAGAAAAACGAGGAAGAGGAAGAAGAGAAUGAACAAGAAGAGGAUCAAGGAAAGGGCACUAAGGACGAGAAGGACACGCACAACGACUUGGAUACGAAGAAUGAUGCCGCCAAUGAAAAUGAUCAGGAAAACGAAGGACUCGAUGCGGCAGAUGAGCCAACGAAUGAAAAGCGGAAACAACAAGAGAAAGAUAUUGACAAUAUGAAGGAACCUGAAGGAGAAGACCAAGCCAACCCCCACCACAAUGAACUGGAGGAGCCACAACCGGAGGAAAUGGAUUUGGGCGAUAUGAAUGCGGAUGAUGAGAAAGAAGAUGGCAACGACGAGCGCGAGGGUGAGGAGAAUCCUUUUGACAUUGAUAAAAUGAAGGAGAAUAUGCAGGUGUUAGACGAACAAAGUAAAGAAGAUGAAGAAGAGUCAAAAGAGGAGGCGAAUGAAAACGAACCGAAUGUAGACGACAGUGACUCGGAGGAUGGCGAUGGCGACACCGAAUUGCGCAAGGACGAGAACAAAGAAGAUGAAGAAAGCAGAAGAUGAAGACGGUAAAGAAGAACAGGAAGAGGCGAAGCCGAAACGCAGACACGGGCCGAGCAAGAGCCUGAGGCGCCGCCGGUGGAUAAGGAAGACGAAGAACAAGAGCAUACCGAGAAGCCGGAAGAGUACGAGCAAUCCAAGGACAAAAUGAGUAAAGAAGAAAAUGUGCAGUCCGUGCCGGAAACGGAAAAAGGCACCCCAGAUCAAGUACAAAGUGAGAAUAAUGAGGACGUGAAGCAGGAUCAAAAAUUAGACGAGCAAGAAACCGGCGAAGAGAAGGAUGUUGGACAGGCAGAAAAUGACACCAACGACGGUGGGCACCAAGGCAUUGCUGAGACCAAGGAGAAAGUGGCACAGGACGACAGCGUUAAAGAGCAAAAGACGCAAGAGAAGCGUAAACAAGGCAAAACUAAUGAGGAACGCACACUGGGCGAAGCGGAGCAGAACAAAAUAAAACAGCUGAAAACAAUAGAUAAAAUGAAGGAGCAGCAACAAAAAGAAGACGAAGAAAUCGAAGACGACCACGAAGCAGAUUCCGAAGAGUUCCAGCACGUAAAAGAUCCUAAGAACAGCGAUAAAACAACGCUUGACAAUGCCACGGAAGAGCAGUCAAAGCAGAUUAGGCAUCAAGAGGAUGAAGAGAAGCCAGAUGCUGAGAACGAGGAUGCAGAGAACAAUGAGGGCCUACAGGAAGAGGACGAAGAGGAAACAGUUAAGUCACCCGAAGAGGAACAGGAUCCCGAAGAGAUGAGCGCCGAGAAGUUUGACAAAAAAUCAGAUAAGCCUUCGAAGACUGAACGUAUUAAGGAUCGCACUGAGGCGCCUGAAGAAAUGGAAGUUGAAGGUGAAGUUGUGCAAACCAUGACGGCGACGCGUAGUGAUGAUACUUCGGCACAUUGCAACAAAGAGAUACUCUUGGAGAACCUAACGCGAAGUGAAGAAUUAAGCACAGCUGAACUGCUGGAAAUGCGCAGGGCGUAUCAACAGCAAUUAACGGCUAAUAAGACCGCUCUUCCAAUGCACGAGGAUUACGAAACGUGGCAAACUAUAUCGAAUCGCAUGGCGCAAAAUGCACGCGAACUGUGCGAACAACUGCGUCUCAUUUUGGAACCCACCAAGUGUACACGUCUAAAAGGCGAUUAUCGCACCGGCCGUCGCAUCAAUAUGAAGAAGAUAAUACCCUAUAUAGCAUCACAGUUUCGCAAAGAUAAAAUAUGGUUGCGUCGUACGAAAGCAGCACAACGUGACUAUAAAAUCACAAUAGCCAUCGACGAUUCCAAGUCGAUGCAUCAUAACAAUUCGAAAACACUAACGCUCGAGGCAAUCUCGUUAGUUUCGCAAGCGCUAACGUUGCUUGAAAGCGGUCGUUUGAGUAUUGUGUCAUUCGGUGAAUCACCACAAAUUAUACUCAAUCACACAGAACAAUUCGAUGGACCCAAAUUGGUGAAUGCACUUAAUUUUGCGCAGGAUAAGACAAAAAUCGCUGAACUACUCGAUUUUGUGCGUACGGCAAACAUGGAAGAGGGUGCACUGGGCACGGACAAUGGUCUAUUCGAAAAUUUAUUGCUGGUACUGAGUGAUGGUCGUAAUAUAUUCAGCGAGGGGCGUGUUAAGGUGCGAAACGCAAUCAAGUUGGCGCGCAUGCAACGCAUAUUCUUAGUGUAUAUAAUAAUUGAUAAUCCAGAUAAUAAGGACUCAAUACUGGACAUACAAACCAUGGAGAUGCUACCUGACAAACGCAUUACUAUUAAAUCUUAUUUGGAAGAUUUCCCAUUCCCAUAUUAUGUGAUUGUACGCGAUUUGAAUCAACUACCUUUGGUGCUGAGUGAGGCUAUGCGUCAAUGGUUCGAAUUGGUGAACAGUGAAAUGUGAAGCAGCUGCUCCACCGGUCAGAUAUUUAAUAAGUUUUAUGAAAGCAAGUUAUUUGCAUAGCAAAAAUAAUCGUUUGAAUUAUAUGUAUAUCAUUGUUUGGUUUUUUUUUGAAAGCGAAAGAACUGUUGCAUUUAUGUUAGAAUGUUUGAAUUGUAUCAAAUAUAAAUUUAUUUAAGAUUUCAAGUGAAUCUGUGACGUUAAACAUGCUUUGCAAUUUACA